GAAUUGUGUUGAAUUUCUAAGGAAGAUUUUAAUUGUUUGUACAUAAUUACUUCAUUUCACCCGGAAACAGAGUUAUAUGAGGAGAUGGCUCACUAAGACUGAGGAAUCAACAAGCGGAAAGACAGAAGAGAGUUUAUGAACGUGGUACAUUUAUUGAAGGUGCUACUUUUUACCAGAUUGUACAUGGCACAGAAAUCCAGAAGACAGCCAUCUUCGUACUCACCGCCUUGUAAACUUCAUAUCCCACCUGUCUAAUUUUCAGCCGCCAUCUCGCCACAUGUUACCACUAUCUGACGUGAUGGCGGUCCAAUACGUUCACUCCACGGACAAAUCACACUGUUGUCCUGGCUUGGAAGUACAAAAUGGAAGUAAUAUUGACGAUAAACCUUUCGGGGAACACACGUCUGUUACGGCACCAAGACACACAAGUUUCAUCCUCCAUUAUGCAGCUAAGGGAACCAAAAACACGUGGAGACAUGAUACGGUGACCUUGAACCAUACCGACCCUCGACAAGUUGCAUCCUGGGUAAAGACAAUCCGUAAUUACCUGAGUGGUUUCAAGAACAGACCUAAAAGGCUUUUAAUAUUCGUAAAUCCAUACGGAGGGAAAAAGAUAGGUCUGAAAAUCUACGAGAAACAAGUGAAGCCUUUGUUCCUCGUGGCAGGAAUCGAAGUGAACGCGAUAAUCACGCAACGUCAGUUUCACGCCCGAGACACGCUCCUCAACUGUUCUUUCGAUAAUAUAGAUGGCGUUGUGUGCGUAGGGGGUGAUGGAACUUUCUCUGAAGUAUUCAAUGGCUUGGUUUUAAGAACCGCCAGAGACAAUGGCGUAGAUCAUAACGACCCUGAUGUUCAACUUCCACCGCCUUUGUUACGAGUCGGGGUUAUUCCAGGUGGGAGUACAGAUACCAUGGCGUAUUGUUUCCACGGAACAACAGACAUUGAAACUGCUGUCCUCUACGUCAUACUCGGUGACAGCAUUGGUCUCGAUCUCUGUAGCAUCCACAGCAACGGAAAUUUGUUGCGGUAUUAUUCGAGUGUUAUAUCGUAUGGCUAUCUAGGUGAUGUUGUCAGGGACAGUGAGAAAUUUCGCUGGAUGGGACCAAAACGAUAUGAUUACUCUGGUUUCAAAAAAUUCAUUUCAAAUAACGGUUAUGAAGGGGAAAUAACUUUGCUUGCUGAUACUUGUAGUCCGUCGAGAGGACCAAAAUGUUUGGAAAAUUGCGUAAGAUGUCAAUCCCAAACAGAAAACAAACCAGACAAAACAGCUUUGAGUCAAGGAGAGUGGAAGACAUUUCGUGGGAAAUUCUUCAUGGUCAAUGGUGCUAAUGUAUCGUGUGCAUGUUCACGAAGUCCAAAUGGUAUAUCCCCUUACUGCCACUUGGGGGAUGGUUGUGUGGAUGUGGUAAUUAUCAAGCACACACACAUGUUGAACAAUCUAAAGUUACUUUUGCGACUGUCAAGCAAAGUAAAAAAUUUGUUUGACUUGCCUUUUGUGGAAGUGCAUCGAGCGAGAGAGUUCACGUUCCGAGCGCUUCCGGCUUCAGUGUCAGACACUGAGUUCGCUCUACCGAGACUCAUACCUGGAACCAGCGUCUGGAAUUGUGAUGGGGAGGUUCAGUGGGAAACAAAUAUAAGAAUAAGGGUUCAUUGCCAAUUGCUGAAAGUAUUCACACGAAGAAGCCAGGAGACAAAAGAAGAACCUUCAUGCAAGAUAUGUUCAUUUUGAUGUCACAAGAUGACAAACCUGCAAUCCAAAUGGCCUGUACGUGCGUGGGUUUUAAAUAGGAAGAAUCUGUCUUUUUAGUGUUAAUGGCACUGAAUUUCAUGUCGCUUGAAACGUGCCAAAUGUUACACCAGGAGAGUAAUACAAGACAUGUAACAGCUUUCGUCUUAGUUACAGAUAACUGUCUGUGAGGAAUUACUGCAGUAUUUGAAAAGAAAUAACUCUGUUGUUAACGAGGAGAUAAUUGGUUUUACCAGAUGAUCCUGAACUCAUGUUUAUUUAUUAGAAUUAUUACAUUUUUUUCCUAGAAUGAGGAAGAUGCUCAUCUUCUUAAUUUUAUUUUGCUGCGUGACUGUAUUUAAAUUUACAUUUUUAAUUACAUUGACGAGCAAUAAUUAUACACAGACAGUAUAAUUCCACAAGUAUGAUAUUUAGGUUAAUUUUUUAAUAUAUAUAAUUAUUAUUUUUGUAAUUAAAUAUCAAAUUUAAGUAUAAUCUAUAUAUUCCCCAUUGUUUACUGUGAGUUCUGUGAUUUAUUUCUUAAUAUUCUUGAAUAUUUUGCCUUCGUGUUCAGGUAGAAGAGACCUUUGGUUUUCACAUUCUAUGAAAUCUUUUUUUAACAAAUAUCUCGCAAAAUGGCUUUUCUGACACUAAAUUGAGAUUCUUACUAAAUGAGGGUUAUGCGAAAUAACUUCGAGAAACUGUCGGUAUUUCUGUAAUACUCGCAGUAUAUAGUUUUGAUAAAAUAAUUUCUUUACAUCAGUAAUUAAAGGAACUUUUUAUACAAUUAAAUAUAAUUGCAUGACGAAUAAUACUGAAUCGAUUUAAUAUGCCCAAAUCAAGGGGCUGAUAGUGGCUAGUACAAUUAAUAUUAAUAUUACAAACGAAUAAUGAGCUAGACGAAAUAAUGUUCCUUUUAUGCUGUGGCCUAUUACACCACUGGUAUUAAUUGUUAUACAUUUGGGGGGGGGGGGGCCUUGGUAACCCAAACGCUACAGUCAGAUUACUGUGGAUGCAAGUAGUAGGAAGGGAUUUGGUUCCACGCCACGACUACCCAUUAUGGACAUACGUUCCAUCCCGUCUUUGCUCUACAUUUUACUAAAUUACUCUUUCAAUUUUACUUAUUUAACUGUUUAUACACUUCGGCUUCCAGCAGAGACCCUGAGGCCAUCUUAAGUACUAAUUGGCAUAUGGUAAUGUUUUUCAAGGCCGUGGAUCGAGGAAUAAGGCUUUGGUGUACGUGCAGUACAUUCAAGGAUACAAUAGUGACCUCACAACCAACUUGAUAGCCCUACAGUUUAUACAGAACUAUACUACAUAAUUUAUAAUAAAAUAUAAUCACUGUCCCUAACUAGGGAGUCCUGUCUGCCAUAGUUGUACUUUGAAACAAUAGUCAAACCCCGUGCCGAUCAAUUACCUUCUGCUGUGGUCCAAAUGCUUGAGAGAAAAGGGCAGAAACCUAUCUGUUAGGCCCUCUGGACCAAGCCUGAGGCUGACUCAACCAGCAGUCAAACAGAUUGACUUUCUGCUCGUUUACCAUUUUUUAUUUUGCCUGAAAACAAAAGCAUAAACCGGCUAUCAAAAUGUUGCAGUUUUUAUAAUUUUAUAAUUUGUAUGAUGGACAAAGAACAAUUUUACUUGUUAAUUUUUGUACAUAAUUUUUAAUGGAUUUUUGACUUGCAAUAAUAAAAAAGUGUUAAAAAUGUAGUUAUGGUUAGAAAACGCUACAAGUAAUAUGAUUAAAAUUUUAAAGAAAAAUUGUUUCUUUGUGAUAUUUGUAGUAUAUUAUAUAUUUUUUGAAGAGUAUUAUGUUACUUUAUUAGGAUCAAACACUGUAUAUGUAAAUUAUUUAUAAAUAACAUUUUGUGAUAGAAUUGUUAGGUUUCAGUCGCUUAUAUAACUCUGUAUCAGUAAUACUAUUUUACAUUCCAAACAUGACAAUAAGCAGUAUAAAAUUUAUAUUUGUUUUAUGUUACUGGUGUGUUCAGGAUCAUACGAACUGAUAAAAUAUACAUCACACCAUCAGAGUUUGAAACAUUAAAUUAUAAUUAACUAGAUUUUUCUGUAAAACUCUUCGGACCUGUGCGAUGUUUGUAGCCUAUGAAAGUAUUAGAAAAUAAGAUUAAUUAGUAAUUUAUAUCCCAUUAUAUAAAAACUGUGUUGGUAUUAACGUUCACAUUUACAUUAAUAAUAACUUUCCAGGGGCAAAGCAUCUGGUGCAUGAAGCUUACUAUUCAUUUUUAUUUAGUGCUGAAAUCUAGACCACAGCUUUUAGUUCAGGUGCAGGGGGAAACUUUUAUUUUAACUUUGUUAUAACUAACCUGUCUGUCAUGUUCAUGGUCUGCCCUGAUGACGGAGGCAGUAUGACCUCUGAAACGUUGGUUAACAUCGACCAGACUACACAGCGCAACAACUCAGAAGACAGAAAUCUUCAACUUUGAGUAACAUUUGAAUCCAUGAUUGGAACCACAGUAAUAAUAAACUGUAAAAAAAACAGCGAACGUUAUCUGCGAUAAUUACAGUAUUUCAUGGUCCAGUAAUAUACUGUGUUUGGUUUUGACUAACAAUUUUAUAUGAAUAGAUUUUUUGUAAAAAUUGAGAUGUUCAACUGAUGUAUUAUAUUUUAUUUGAUAUUUAUUAAAUUUAACUUUAAAUCAUGUUUUCUGUAAUAAAAAGUAUUAUUGUGCUUUUCGCCUUCAGUUCCAAAGAUGGAACAUAUAUAUAUAUAAGAGGUAAUUAUAUACUUCUUAUUGAAUCACGAGAUUGGAUGACACAAUAUUCAUGACUGGCAAACUGGGAAGGUUUCUGUAAAACUAUCUUCAUAUUUGAAAGAGCAGAAAUUUGAUAAAAAUAACAACACGUCUUUAGCUAUUGCAAAAGAAGUCUUAUUCUGUCAAUUUUCAUUAUAAUUAAAAUGUGUAGCGUAAUAUGUAAUUUGUAUUGUAAAAUAUAAAAACUAUAUUUCCAUAAAUCUUAUGUGAACGUCUACACAUUUUUUCUAUAUAAAUAAAUCACCAUGAUUAAAAACUAUUUUUACCACGUGGUGAUGUCCAAGCAGUGGCACUUAAAAUGGUUAAUAGACUGACAGACCAUUAAAAUUGAUUAUCGUUAGAAGCGUAGAAGCAAUGAAGCAAUACACAGCACACUUGAUAAAGAAAAAUGUGAUAUCUUUGUUAACCCUUUUACUGUUUACCAAAACAAUUUUAAGUGCUUACUUCUUAAGUUCAUUUACAAAUAAAGUUACUGCGAGACAAAACAACAUCUUAAUACCUGAAUUUUUCGGUGGAAUGUCUCUCCAACAUUAUCAAUGAAAAACACAUGAAAGUUUUUUCUAUACACAGAUUUUUAUAUGCCAUAUUUUAGAGCUCUACAAAGUUGAACAUAAAUCCCAUAGACGUAUCACAUAAAAGUAACUUAUUUGAGCCACACGAACAAAAAUUGUAUGUGAGAUACUUUCUGAAACAACUAAAGGGUUCAGAAGGUAUUCUGCUCUUAGUAAAAUCAUUUCUAUUUUCAGUGGUGUAUGUAAGCAUGGAAAGCAUAAACAUGAUGUGUUCAUUUUUUAAAAUCUCCUUAUUUAUAUAGUUUUGAAAGAGUGACAGUUAACUUGUCUUGGUACCAACACAAAUAAUAUUCGGUGAAAAAUUAAAUAAUUAUUUUGGCAACAUUUCAUCACCAUUACAGUGGUGAUUAACUCUGCUAAUUUCUUGUGGUACAUUUCACAAAGACCUUAUGGGAAGUACGUUGUUGUACGAUACAUUUUUAUACUCGUAGCAUGAACAGGAAAUUUAAUUGCAAAACUAAUGUCAUACAACUAUCAAGUUAAUUUUUAGUACGUCACCGGAGAACAUGAUCAUACUUGCAACUGAGAGUUUCGCUGCAAAAAUUUAUGACAUACUUUUGAAAUACAGCCUGUAAAUUUCGAUUGAAAAUAAAUUUCAUAACAAAAUUAUUAUAUUUAUAUCAAAUACUGUUUUACUUUCCAUGUGGUUUUUUACAUACCGGAUGCACAUCGGUAUGUCAUAUAUAUUGUGAAAAUAGUUAUACUAGGUAUUACUGGAAGAGAAAUUAUUCUCCGUUAGUCAAGUCUCCUACCUUUAUUUAUAUCCUUUUUUUGAGGAUAUUGUUCAUGUAGUAUGAAAAUAUUGAUGUGCAAUUGAAAGACUGGUGUACACUUAAGGAAAAGAAGAAAGAGUUGGUCGUGUUAUAUAUGAGGAAAAUAAAAUUUUAUUUUGUUAAUGACUAUUA
Zootermopsis nevadensis is the source of this 5974-nucleotide messenger RNA. The record is from RefSeq and is a predicted model, not a curated record. Lineage: Eukaryota; Metazoa; Arthropoda; Insecta; Blattodea; Termopsidae.